AUGGCCAAGAGAGUGGCAGUUGUGACUGGUGCUAACAAAGGAGUGGGGUUUGGCAUCGUCCGGGCACUGUGUAAACGGUUUAAUGGAGAUGUCUACCUCACAUCUCGUGAUGAAGGUCGAGGUCAAAUAGCUGUCCAAGAGUUGGAGAAGGAAGGAUUACAGCCCAGGUACCACCAACUUGACCUCAAUAGCCAUGACAGUAUAGUCCGGUUGCGAGAUUUCCUGCAGAAACAGUACCAGGGCCUGGACGUGUUGGUCAACAAUGCAGGCAUCGCAUAUAAGAAUGAUUCUCCAGCUCCAUUUUCUGAGCAAGCUGAAGUUACAGUGAAAACAAACUUUUUUGAUACUCUGGCGGUUUGCGAAGUGCUCUUCCCGAUACUCCGUCCACAUGCCAGAGUUGUCAAUGUGUCCAGCAUGCUGUCACAGGUGGCCUUGGCUAAGUGCUCGGACAAGUGGAAGUCCAGAUUUACUGAUCCAGACAUCACAAUGGAGGAGCUGACAUCCAUCAUGAAGCAGUUUGUGCAGGCAGCUCAGGACAACACACUUGACCAAGAAGGCUUCCCACAGACAGCAUAUGGGAUGUCCAAGAUUGGUGUGACUGUCAUGUCUAUCAUUCAGCAGCGGCAACUGGACAGACAAGGCAAGGAGGACAUUGUGGUCAAUGCAUGCUGUCCAGGGUAUGUGGCCACAGACAUGAGCAGUCACAAGGGGCAGCUGACCAUUGACCAAGGGGCAGAAACUCCAGUCUACCUGGCCUUGCUACCUCCCAAUGUGCAGAGUCCUAGGGGCCAGUUUGUCCGUGAGAAGGCAGUUUCUCCUUGGAAAGCCUGA
Messenger RNA from Candidula unifasciata, 831 nucleotides. The record is from the annotation of a GenBank genome assembly. Lineage: Eukaryota; Metazoa; Mollusca; Gastropoda; Stylommatophora; Geomitridae.